This is a messenger RNA of Exophiala dermatitidis NIH/UT8656, 1074 nucleotides long. Its product is annotated as mitogen-activated protein kinase. Gene Ontology annotation, cellular component: cytoplasm; nucleus. The transcript is spliced from 4 exons. The record is from RefSeq and is a predicted model, not a curated record. Bases 1 to 1074 code for a protein of 357 amino acids. Lineage: Eukaryota; Fungi; Ascomycota; Eurotiomycetes; Chaetothyriales; Herpotrichiellaceae. Gene Ontology annotation, molecular function: ATP binding; MAP kinase activity. Gene Ontology annotation, biological process: intracellular signal transduction; protein phosphorylation.
AUGGGACAACCACAACAACAUGCUGCCCAGUCAGGAGGCUCGAGGAAGAUCUCUUUCAAUGUCUCGGACCAAUAUGACAUUCAGGACGUCAUUGGUGAAGGCGCUUAUGGAGUUGUUUGUUCUGCCUUACACAAGCCGUCUGGCCAAAAGGUUGCGAUCAAGAAGAUCACCCCUUUCGAUCACUCCAUGUUCUGUUUACGCACAUUACGAGAAAUGAAACUGCUACGAUACUUCAAUCACGAAAACAUCAUCUCCAUUCUUGACAUUCAAAAGCCACGAAAUUUCGAGACAUUCACCGAAGUCUACUUGAUUCAGGAACUGAUGGAGACAGACAUGCAUCGUGUGAUCAGAACCCAGGAUCUUUCAGACGACCAUUGCCAGUAUUUCAUCUAUCAAACCCUCCGCGCCCUCAAGGCCAUGCACUCUGCGAAUGUGUUGCACCGAGAUCUGAAGCCAUCGAAUCUGUUGCUCAAUGCCAACUGCGACCUCAAAGUCUGCGAUUUCGGGCUCGCCAGGUCUGCGGCCUCUGCAGACGACAACUCCGGGUUCAUGACCGAAUACGUGGCAACCAGAUGGUAUCGCGCUCCUGAAAUCAUGCUCACUUUCAAAGAGUAUACGAAAGCCAUUGAUGUCUGGAGUGUUGGAUGCAUCCUUGCAGAGAUGUUGAGCGGAAAGCCCUUGUUUCCGGGCAAAGACUAUCAUCAUCAACUCACUCUGAUCUUGGACGUCCUCGGUACUCCCACGAUGGAAGAUUACUACGGCAUCAAGUCUCGGCGUGCCCGGGAAUACAUUCGAUCGCUCCCAUUCAAGAAGAAGAUUCCCCUCAAGGCGCUCUUCCCCAAGACCUCGGAUCUUGCGUUAGAUCUCCUGGAGAAACUUCUCGCCUUCAAUCCUGUCAAACGUAUCACCGUCGAAGAGGCCCUGAAGCACCCUUACCUCGAGCCGUACCAUGACCCUGACGAUGAGCCGACUGCCGAGCCGAUUCCGGAGGAGUUCUUCGAUUUCGACCGUAAUAAGGAUCAGCUGAGCAAAGAGGAAUUGAAGGCCUUGAUUUGGAACGAGAUCAUGAGAUGA